Molecule: messenger RNA, 960 nt
Organism: Clonostachys rhizophaga
Lineage: Eukaryota; Fungi; Ascomycota; Sordariomycetes; Hypocreales; Bionectriaceae
Source: the annotation of a GenBank genome assembly
AUGGGCGCAAUUUACACGCGGGAGCAAGCCUCCCAGUUCCUCGCCCGCAUUGACAUCCCAGCCAAGUAUCGGCUCGAGAACAACCCCAAACUCGACUAUGCGUUUCUCAAAGCUAUUCAUAUACACAUGAUCACAGCGGUUCCCUAUGAGAAUCUCAAGAUCCACUACUCUGCUGACCGAGUGGUCAAUAUUGACCCGCAGAGCAUCUUCCAGAAGAUUGUAUUAGCGGGACGAGGCAGAGGUGGCUAUUGCAUGGAAAACAGCUUACUCCUGUUACACAUGCUACGGGCUAUUGGAUUUCGGGUUUACCCUGUUGGCGUGAGAGUCAGCACUCGAGAGAACGGGGUUCCUACAGGCAACUACCUAGGCUGGGUACACAUCGUCAACAUCGUCACCCUGGAAGAUGGUUCACGCUGGACUCUCGACGUGGGCUUCGGCGGCGAUGGCGCCACGGCGCCGAUCGAACUCAAGGACGGGGCCACCAUCCUCAACAUGGGCACGCAGGAGGCAAGGUUGGUCCGGGACUUUAUGUCGGCGCAGACCGAGUUGGAUCCCAGCCGGAAGAUGUGGUUCUACCAGUGCCGCAACGGCCCAGACAAGCCCUGGCUUACCUUCUUCACCUUCAGCGACCAGGUGGAGUGGCUGCAGGCGGACUACGAGGUGUCCAACUGGUAUACUGGGUGUAGUCCGGACAGCUUCCAGACGACCAUGAUGCUGGCGAUUAGGUUUCUGCGACGGCCGCGGGAGGGCGGGAGCGGUGAGGAUGACCAGGAGGUUUAUGGGAAGAGAAUGCUUGUGAACGAAGUCAUCAAGGAAAACCUCAGAGGAAGGACACAGGUCGUGCAGGAAUGUAAGAGUGAGGAAGAGAGGAUCAAGGCCCUUCGGGAGUUGUUCCUGAUUGAAUUACAGGAGGAGGAGCAGCAGGCGAUCAAAGGCUACAGUUCGGAGAUCAAGGCGUGA